ACUACUCAUACGGCUGCUGGGUAGACUGUGGAUACCACAAGCCGAUAACGUUGCGUGACGGGACCCCGCAAUUGAUAGUUCGAAAGCUGUUAAAGCUUCCACGGAGACCUCAAUAUGCAUGCUUUCAAAAAGAUCCCCCGCCCCCCGAACAUUCAACUCGGGAGAAGCUACGAGAAAAUGAUGCAGGCAACGACACCGCUGCUUGGUCGCCGCCUGCCGAAACAGAUUCAGAGGGUUCUGCCAGUAUGCCUCGUGUGCAUACUAGUCGUCCUGUUCCUCUCGAACGCUGAUACUUUCAGCUCGUCCCCUGGGGUCGCCGACGUGUUGAAGCGCGAGUUCUCCUACCAAUCGAUUCUAUCAUCGGGCACCAAGUUCCCGAAGAAGAUAUGGCAGACGUGGAAGGUUGAUCCUCUAGAAUUCGAGGAGAGAGACUUGUCGUGCGCCAAGACCUGGACAUCGAAGAACCCAGGCUACAGAUACGAGGUUUUGACAGACAGCAACGACAUGUACUAUGUUGAGACCCAUUUUGGUCCUAACGGCUUCAACCGACUCGACAUAGUGUACAUGUACCGAUCACUCACUGCCAAGAUUAUCAAGGCAGACCUUUUGCGGUAUCUGGUGAUGUACGUGGAAGGAGGAGUCUAUACCGACAUUGACGUUGAGGCGAUCAGACCUAUAGAGAGAUUCAUCCCAGAUAGGUACAAUGAGAAGGAUGUCGAUAUGGUAGUCGGCGUCGAGAUCGACCAGCCCAAUUUCAGAGACCAUCCCAUCCUCGGCAAGAAGUCGGAAUCUUUCUGCCAGUGGACAUUCAUGUGCAAACCGAGACUUCCAGUCAUGCUGAGACUGAUCGACAACAUCAUCAAGUGGCUCAACGAAGUUGCAAAGAAGCAAAAUGUACCAAUCUCGGAGAUUGUGCUCGACUUCGACGAUGUGAUAAGCGGCACAGGUCCCUCAGCAUUUACUGAGGCAAUUUUAGCAGAAAUGAGCAAACGCGAGGGAAAGACUAUAACCUGGCAGACCUUUCAUGACAUUUCCGAAUCUAAGCUCGUUGGCGGCGUGCUGGUUCUCACUGUUGAAGCGUUCGCCGCAGGUCAAGGCCACUCAGACUCUGGAAACCAUGAGGCCAGGACAGCCCUGGUCAGGCAUCGCUAUCAUGCCUCUGGGUGGCCCACCAACCAUCCGCGGUACAACCACCCGGUGUACGGUGAGGUGGAGAAGUGUAACUGGGAGGUAGAGUGUGUGAGGCAAUGGGACGAGAACAAGGCGGCUUUCGACGCCCUCUCUCCGGAAGAGCAAGCAAAGAAAAUCGCGGAGAAGGAAGCGGCGGACAGGGAAGCAGCCAUGGCAGAAGAACUUGCACUUGAGACUGCCAAUGAGCCCGUCCUUGAUCCCGCAGCCCUUGAUCCCCCCGCCCUUGAUCCCAACUUCAAGCUCAUAGGGUGAAAGAGGAAAUGAUAGGUUAAAAAAGUGCAAGAGGUAGAAGGGGAGACGAGGGGUGGAAGGCCACCGGUCGUAGAUGGAAACGUUUUCUUUAUGGUAUAGGUACAUAUUGGAACCAUGGGUCUGGGAUCAUAGUUUAAUAAGUUGCGGAGUGAAGGGAUCCCGCGACUGGAACCGUGUCUGGGUCGGAGAAGACCUGCUCGUCGUGAAUCCAUAUUCACAUUUCGGCGUCAAAUAGAUGGUAAUCGGUGGGGACUAAGACGUCUCGUACGAGCUUAUGCAUAUACAGAAAAUUUAUAUGUGUAU
Molecule: messenger RNA, 1746 nt
Organism: Amorphotheca resinae ATCC 22711
Lineage: Eukaryota; Fungi; Ascomycota; Leotiomycetes; Helotiales; Amorphothecaceae
Product: glycosyltransferase family 32 protein
Exons: 1
Coding region: 115-1443 (442 amino acids)
Biological process (GO): protein N-linked glycosylation
Cellular component (GO): mannan polymerase complex
Molecular function (GO): alpha-1,6-mannosyltransferase activity
Source: RefSeq, a predicted model, not a curated record